Monodelphis domestica (gray short-tailed opossum) is the source of this 1552-nucleotide messenger RNA. It is a transcript of the gene ZNF580, whose product is annotated as zinc finger protein 580. Lineage: Eukaryota; Metazoa; Chordata; Mammalia; Didelphimorphia; Didelphidae. Gene Ontology annotation, molecular function: DNA-binding transcription factor activity, RNA polymerase II-specific; RNA polymerase II cis-regulatory region sequence-specific DNA binding. The record is from RefSeq and is a predicted model, not a curated record.
CCGGGCGCGGGAUGGCCAGAACCGUCCAAUGGAGAGCUGCUGCUCUGGGGCGGGAUGGCGUGCGGGGAGGCGGGGAGCUCGGCGCACCCCAGGAUCGGGGCCGCCCGCUGAGUGCCCCACGGGGAGAGAUGGAGACCCCGAGCUGCCUCCAGCCCGCCGGCCUCCGGAAUCUUACGCCCAGGGCGCGGGUUUCCGUCCGGAGCGCUUUCGGGAGGACUCCGAAGCGUCUCCCGGCAGCCCGGCCGCUUCCCCCGCAGCGGAGGAGCCUCUGGAAGCUACUGCACCGGGAUUGGGCUGGGGUGGGGCGAGGCCGAGAGACCCCCGCCCCCAUCCCCGCCCGGAGGAGGCUCCGGGUAACCAGGGACGCUGAGGGAGAUUCCCCGAGCUGAGCUGCGGCGGGAGAGCCAGCCCCUGCCCUCUGGGGAGGGGGAAGACGGACUCUUUGCUAGCCACGUCCUGGAGGCCAAAGUUCCAGAUUCCUUCGGUGCAGCCCCAGCGCCAGAAGCACCAACCCGCAGAGGGGAGAGAUGACAGGAAGGCACAAGAGGGCCAAUGAGAGCAGACAUGGCGGAGCCUGGGAGGCCCAGGGGGCCCCGGAGGUGGCUGCAGCGUGCAGGAUCUGAGGAGAGCUAAAUGGAAAGUCUCCCUGGGACCAGCUCUCUGUCCUGAUGCGGCCGCAGCCCCCAGGACCCCUCAUCCUCCCUGGAGAAGGCCAUGGAUGCCCCCCCUUCAAAGGCAGCUUCUUUUCCCAAGCCAGACCCUUCCGCCGCUUCCAUGUCUCCCUCCCCCAGGCUGGGCCGGUACCUGCUCAUUGACGCCAACGGGGUGCCUUACAUUUACACUGUGCUGGUGGAGGAGGAGCCCCCCCGGGUGGGCCCCAAGGGGGAGGCCGGCCCGGCCCCCCGGAAAGGCUACAGCUGCCCCGAGUGCGGCCGGCUCUUCGAGAGCCCCUGCAGACUGCAGAGCCACAGGAUCUCGCACUCAGACCUGAAGCCUUUCGUCUGCGGGGCCUGUGGGAAGGCGUUCAAGCGCUCCAGCCACCUAUCGCGACAUCGCUCCAUGCACCAGCCGGAGGGCAGCCGAUGCCAUGCGUGCCCCCUGUGCCCGCGGCGCUUCCGGGACGCCGGAGACCUGGCACAGCACUUCAGGGGCCACUAGGGCCGCCCCGAGUGCUCGGACCAGGGUUUGAGCAACUGGCUUCCGACCUUGGGGCUCUCAUCCCUGCCGGGAGGGGGCUGGAGCCGCUGCUUCCAGGGACAGGAAGGGCUGGCUGGCUGUCGGCCGUCAGAACCAGAAGUUCAGGCCUUGAGCCUCAGCUUCUCCCCCCAGCGGAUGGGAGGAUCUGGACGGAGCAGAAUUCAAACCCUGGCCCCAAGGGGCUUGUAUGGGACCCUCGGCCUGGCCCUUGUCUCUGAGCCUCAGUUUCUUCCUCUGUCAGAUAAGGGGAUCGGACUUGAGAUCUCUAAGCACCCCGAGAUCUCUGGUGGGGGUCUCUCGAUCUGAUCUGUGGCUCUUCCUCACUCCCGCCUUCAAUAAACGCUUCUUGAUUUGA